CUCAGCUGACAAGCUCGUUCAGGAUUGGUCAUUUAGUUCUUCAUCGUAUCGAACCAAUGACAAACCUCACCACGCACGACUCAAGUCGACAGGGGCCUGGUGUCUGCCGGAGGUCAUUAAUAUGGACUUUACACAUUACUUAGAGGUGGAACUGCCACGUCUGUAUCUUGUAUCAGCGGUCGCUACCCUGGGAGGCGUGAGGAGUUUGGAAUAUGUGACGUCAUAUAGGGUGGAAUACAGCGUGGAUGGUCGUGAAUGGAAGAAUACCUCAGUGGAUGGUACUCAGGUAAUCAAAGGCAACACUGCCUCUGGAAAUGACGACGUUCAAACGAGAUUAUUAGACAAUGCUGUCAGGGCAAAAUUCCUGAGAUAUAUUCCUCUGGAUUGGGGGAGAGUCGCUUGCAUGAGAGUUGAUAUAUGUGGACACCAACUGCCACAUUAUCCCACAGUCAUCGCGAAGGAACAGGCAUCUUCCGCCAUCCUAUCCUGGUCAACUCCUGACCCAGGAGACGAGGGAAUACAGAAAUACUACGUCAGAUAUUGGAAAACAUCGCAAGGAAAGACUUCACAGAAGAUCUUUGAGAGUGUGACCAAUGCUGAAGUUCUUGUUCCUAAUCUCAGACCGUUCACGGAAUACAGAGUUGAGAUUUCUGGGGUGAGCGAGCUUGGUGAAGGACUAGCCCGAGUGAUACAAUUCACGACGCUUGAAACAGCACCCUCAGGGUCACCAACGAGUAUAUCGUUCGAAUUCCUGGGAGAAAACGCUGUGAAUAUUACAUGGACUCCCCCAGACGAGGAUAAAAGAAAUGGUGUUAUCAUUGCUUACAUCAUUUGUUUCCCCUUGUCAGCCACGAGCGGAGAGUGUAAGGACACAACAACUCUCCCGGGUUCCAAGACGUGGUAUGUCUUGAGUGAUAGAGACUUCAGCUCUGAACAGAUCGUCAAGAUUCGGGCGCAAACAAAAGAAGGACUGGGUCCAAUGGGACAAGCUACAAGUGGAGUGUUGGAGUACACAGCACCUGAAGGUAAAUGUUAAAUUGUGAUGUGAAUAACGAGUAGAAAACGAGGCACACUCAGUUCUUUCUCGUUGAUCUUGCUCUCGUCUCAUUCCAGGUGUCGCUUUGUCGCUUAUCAUAGCAAUAACAUGUGGUGUUAUCUUUUUGGCUUUUAUCCUUGUCGUAAUUCUUGCUGUCAAAGGUGUUAUUUUGAAGAACUUUGUCCGGAAACUCAGGUCGGUAAUCCACCAGAUUCUCGUGAUAUCAAGGAUUGGCUCUCUGAAAUGGAAACUGCGUCAAAAUAAUUCAUUGAAUUGCUGUUUCUCCGUAGGAAACUGACCAGCUCUCAGUUAACAAUGUCAACAAGCGAUGGCUACAAGUCUAACAACCCAACCGUUCUUGUACUUCCCGAUCAGGAGACGCGAACAGCGGAGACUCUUUACAACUCCACCAACCAACAGAUUACGGAGAAUCUUUACGAUGAUCUAGAAAACGUACGAAAACAAACGAUUACUUUGACAGAACAAAAUAUUUAUGGCAACUCUGUGAACCUCACGUUCUCCACGCAAGAUCAAUUUGCGAACUUACCAUCAGACCAGAUUUACGCAACAAAUGGAGAAAACGAGGGAGCCUAUGGGACAAAUAUGAUUCAUAAUGAACACGAUCAACAACAUGCUGUAUAUCAAUACAAUACCUCAAACAUCCCGGAAGAUCCCUACAGUCUGAAUCCUCUACCGAUGAU
This is a messenger RNA of Dendronephthya gigantea, 1737 nucleotides long. RefSeq names its product receptor-type tyrosine-protein phosphatase delta-like. The coding region runs from base 122 to 1036 and encodes 304 amino acids. Gene Ontology annotation, molecular function: protein binding. NCBI's taxonomy places the organism in Eukaryota, Metazoa, Cnidaria, Anthozoa, Malacalcyonacea, Nephtheidae. The transcript is spliced from 5 exons. The record is from RefSeq and is a predicted model, not a curated record.